Messenger RNA from Cylindrotheca closterium, 596 nucleotides. NCBI's taxonomy places the organism in Eukaryota, Bacillariophyta, Bacillariophyceae, Bacillariales, Bacillariaceae. The record is from the annotation of a GenBank genome assembly.
AUGGCUUGUACCGCAAUGAAACACAGCAGGCUGACGGUCACCAUGACUUCCUCUUUCCAUCUCUUCAAAAGAUUGGAAACAACAGUGUUGCCAAGAAGGUUGGAAGUAUCAUCAAAACAAACCUGCCCCCCAAAACUCCCGACGAAAUUACAAGUCAAUACACUGCAAAAUCUUUGCGAAUUGGCGGAAUUACACAUCUUGCAAGCCAUCCUACAAUGACCACUCUUCGUGCUGCUGCUCGAACUGGUCACUCUACGGGAACGACCAUGGAUAGCUAUAUGGAUUCUGCUGACGUUGUGAGAGGGAUUCCUGCUGCGUUGGCGAUGCAUCGAUAUGAGUCGCUUGAAUCAAAAAUCAAAGUGUACUCGCUUGAUAUGCUUCCAGAGUCGGUGGAAAAGCUGGUGACGUCCCUGUUCUGCAUCUCAGUACCGAGCUUCAAGGCAGAUGGGUCACUAUAUGCGGUUACGAGAGCUGCGGCAGCCUCCCUAAUAGCCCAUCACAAUACAGUGACAAGCGACCUUGGUUACAGAAAUGCAGUUUCUUGUUAUCUUCGAACCAAAGCUAGGGAUUUCUUGUUAUCUUCGAACCAAAGCUAG